AUGACGGAAGCCGUGGCACCCCCGAUCCCGGCCUCCGCAGCCAAGAAGAAGUUUGCGACGCCUCCCGUCAAGAUUGCCUGCCUUGCCUGCCGAAGAGGCGGCGCUCGCGUGAGGAGAAAGCCGCGGCCGGCCGACGAGCUAGCCCAGCAGGCCCAGGCCUUUAAUGGCGAGAUGCCUCCUGACGAAGUUGCCCAUCAAGACCGUGAGUCAUUGCGCUUGAGAACCGAGUCGGAUCAGUUCUUGACCGAGGCCACAGCCAUCUCUGUCCAAAACUACAUUGAUCCCGGCGCGGGAUUGAAGCAGCUGCAAGACUUCUUUCAGGAUAGCGACUUCAUCUUUGACACCCUCUUCAUGUCGGGCGUGCCCGGGAGCACCAGCGGCGAGAGUGCCUCGGAGCAUUCGUUCAACUUUCCGGCGCCUCAAAUCCCCGUUGCGAGAACCUACAAGAGCGACCAAGCCAUCCUCGAUGCCUACUACAUCUUCAUCCACCCUUUCUUCCCGAUCCUGCCGCCGCCCGCCGGCUUGCCAAUGGACCAGGCCGUGCCACACUUUCAGAACGACACGGACGGCUUUGCCGACGAGUAUCAGCCAUCGACACCACUCAGCUUGGCCAUCUCUGCAAUUCUUGCACUAAUUCCGUGCGCCAAUGAUACCAACCAUCUCAACAAGGAGUCCGUUGUCUUCCGACGAAGAUAUGCCCAGUACCUGGCCCAAUGUGCCGUCGAGAGUAUCGAAAUCGAGUCGGAAAUCCCGGACUCUUCGAUCGAGCCGCCAAAGGCACUAAACGAAUCCCCCGACGACUUCACCAGGCAGCAGUUCCAUCCCGGCGUGCCAAUAGAGCUCGAGAGUAUCGUCGCCUUGGACAUUCUCAGCGUCUACGAGUACGCGCAGAGGGGUAACCUGAAGAAGAUGCAGGCUAGGGCCGGCCAGGCCCUAGUGUCCGCUAUGUCAUUGUCUCUUCACACCUGCACCGAGGAUGACGAGUUUUCCGAGGCCAAGCGGAGAGUAUGGUGGAUGACGGCCGAGGAGCCAACCUUCUCCGUGUUUACACCCAGCUACACAGCAAAAUACCCCGUAAUACAAUCAGACCCCGAGGCCUUUGCUGUGUACAUUCAAGCCCAGCAAGCGAUCCUUUCGGCAACCCAGUUUGUCAUUGAGCUCAAUAAGACUGUUAAAUCUGGGGGUGACAUGACGCGCAUUUACGCGCGGAUGAAGGAGAUGGAGCAGUACCUUGAGCCCCUCAACGCGAUGGCCGACUCCUGGAUCCUGCAGUCGACAACGACAACGCCACUCGAUCCUACGGAGGAAGUCCUGUCCCGCUCUUUGAGGUGUAUGGCUCGCAUCAAGCUCAACAGGCAAGUACACGAAUAUCCUUCCGGAUCUGGGAACCAUUGCUGA
Molecule: messenger RNA, 1398 nt
Organism: Colletotrichum spaethianum
Lineage: Eukaryota; Fungi; Ascomycota; Sordariomycetes; Glomerellales; Glomerellaceae
Exons: 5
Coding region: 1-1398 (465 amino acids)
Source: RefSeq, a predicted model, not a curated record